UUUCAAUGGAUUUUUGUAUAAUGAAAAAUUGGCGGUGACACAGUGAGUGGUUAUCAGAGUUCGAUGUUGAUAUACUAUCACUAUCAGUUGUGCGGCGGCGGCUGAUUGGGAUAUACGGAGGGAAAACAGGAAAACUAAAGAUGGCCGCCGAACAGAAGUACACGAUAGCAGACGUGGCCAGUCGGAACGGCAAGGGCGGCACUCCGGUGUGGAUGAUAUACAAGGACUCUGUGUAUGACGUCACCAGCUACGUCCCAGAGCAUCCAGCGGGAGAUGUGAUGCUGGAGGAGGCGGGCGCGGACUGCACGAAGGCCUUCGACGAGUCGGGCCACACCUCAGAUGCCUUCACUAUCAUGAAGAAGUAUAAGAUUGGAGAAAUUGUUGAAGAAGAGAAACGCUACGACGCAAACGGCAAGAAGAAGAGGAAAGUGGUCUCCGCCGCUCCUGACACUAGCAAUCGGAGUUGCUUGAGGAUCGUCACUUGCGGGCUAGUCGGCUGACGUUGGAAUGUACGCCUAAAGGCUGUUUUACGCCGACCAACAACAUGCGACAAUGCAGCAUCCUACAAACGAAACAUUAAUAAUUUUGCG
Molecule: messenger RNA, 590 nt
Organism: Maniola jurtina (meadow brown)
Lineage: Eukaryota; Metazoa; Arthropoda; Insecta; Lepidoptera; Nymphalidae
Product: cytochrome b5
Exons: 4
Coding region: 141-500 (119 amino acids)
Cellular component (GO): membrane; intracellular membrane-bounded organelle
Molecular function (GO): heme binding
Source: RefSeq, a predicted model, not a curated record